UCUGCUUUAAAUCUAGAGAGAGAAAGAGAGUCUGUUCCCAAAUGGCUUGGCGUAGUUCGCUUUCGAGAUCACUGGCCUCCGUCGUUAGGUCUUCAACUUUCCGCUCAGCGCCGCCUCUUCCCCGUCUCCGUCCGCCACCUCUAUCCGCCCCUCGCCGCCUCUCCUUCUCCAAUCCCAGGACGUUGGGAGAACUAGGAUGCGCUCAAUCGCUGCUGCCGCUGCACAGCGUGGUCGCCGGAGCCCGCCUCACCUCUCACCUUGCCGUCAACGCGCGGGCUUGUUGCGAGCUGUCUCACGGUCUUGAUGUUGGUUCGUGAUUUAUCUAUAUUUUUAUGACAUCUUGAUUGGGUACUUGAACACAUUGUUGGAUCAGCACAAGGAGUGCUACAUCGGGCGCUUUCAUACUUUCUGUUAUCAUAUGGAGUUUUCGGUUCUGUACAAAGUGCAAUUGAUUUAUAUGUCGUCGACUGAUAGUAGUUUGCUAUGUACCAUUCAUAUAUCUUCAACAAAUGCUGGGUUGCUUGGGUCGUCUUCAUGCUUGGGGUGAGAGCAAGAAUCAAAAUUUCGUUUCAAAACGGUCGAAAUAUGUGAAACGUUUUCGUUUGUAAGGUGACCGAAACAAAUCAUUGAUGGAAUCGAAAUUUUAAUAGUUCAAGGUGUUUCAUAAUGUUUUAAGGUGUUUUGUAAUGU
Ilex paraguariensis (yerba mate) is the source of this 690-nucleotide messenger RNA. Lineage: Eukaryota; Viridiplantae; Streptophyta; Magnoliopsida; Aquifoliales; Aquifoliaceae. The record is from the annotation of a GenBank genome assembly.